AUGGAGGUGAAGCACAUGACCAAAGAAGCUGCCCCUCACAGCCAGGGAGCUAAGGAAAAGGAAGAGAGGAACAGCUCACAGGCCCCCAACGUGACCCCGAGCUUCCCACCCUCUGACAGCAGCAAGCCCAGGAACGGCGCUUUGCAUCAGGAGCGCGCCUCCCACCCGAGCAAGGACAAAGAGAUGGGGACUCCUCUGCCCACCCUGCUUCCAGAGGGGCGGCUCCCGCCCACGUUGCUGCUGGCCACCCUGAGUGCAGCCUUUGGCUCUGCCUUUCAGUAUGGCUACAACACCGCCGUGGUCAACACGCCACACAAGGUCCUGAAGUCAUUUUACAACAACACCUACUUCGAGCGUCACGGGACCUUCCUGGAGGAGAGGGCUCUGCAGCUGCUGUGGUCCUGCUCCGUGUCCGUGUUCGCUCUGGGGGGGCUCCUGGGGUCGCUGAUCGCUGGGCUGCUGGUGGACAGGUGCGGCAGAAAGGGGACCCUGCUGAUAAACAACGUCUUUGCCAUUGUCCCCGCUAUCCUAAUGGGGGUCAGCAAAGUGGCCCGGGCAUUUGAACUGAUCAUCUUCUCCCGUGUGCUGGUGGGCGUGUGCGCAGGCAUCACGUACAGCGCCCUCCCCAUGUACCUGGGGGAGCUGGCCCCCAGGGACCUGCGGGGCGCGCUGGGCAUCAUGACCGAGGUGUUCGCCAUUACUGGGAUCUUCCUGGCACAGAUCUUCAGCCUCCAGGUCAUCUUGGGCAAUGCCACAGGCUGGCCGGUGCUCCUGGCCCUCACGGGGGUGCCCGCCCUGGUGCAGCUGCUGACCCUGCCCUUCUUCCCCGAGAGCCCCCGCUACACCUUGAUUCAGAAAGGGGACGAGGAGGCGGCUCGGAGAGCGCUGGGGCGGCUGCGCGGGCGGCGCGCGGACCUGGAGGCCGAGGUGGAGGACAUGCGCGCCGAGGCGCGGGCCGAGUGCGCGGGCGGCCGCCUCUCCGUGCUCCGCCUGCUCGCCUACCGCCCGCUGCGCUGGCAGCUCCUCUCCGUCGUGGUGCUCAUGGCCGGCCAGCAGCUGUCCGGGGUCAACGCGAUCAACUACUACGCGGACACCAUCUACACGGCAGCAGGCGUGGAGGCCACCCACUCCCAGUACGUGACCGUGGGUGCUGGCGCGGUGAACAUAGCGAUGACCCUGGUCUCGGCCGGCAUCGUGGAGCGCGUGGGGCGGCGGCUCCUCCUGCUGGUGGGCUACGGGAUCUGCGCCUGCGCCUGCCUGGUGCUGACCGCGUCCCUUCUCUUCCAGGACACGGUCCCGCAACUGGCUUACCUGGGCAUCAUCUGUGUGUUCACCUACAUCUCAGGACAUUCCAUCGGGCCCAGCCCCAUUCCCGCGGUGGUGAGGACGGAGAUCUUCCUGCAGUCCUCGCGGCGGGCUGCGUUCACGGUGGACGGGGCGGUGCACUGGUCCACCAACUUCCUCGUGGGCCUGCUGUUCCCAUCCAUGCAGGCGGCCAUCGGGGCCUACAGCUUCAUAGUCUUUGCCGGCCUGUGCCUGCUCACCGCCGUCUACGUCUACGUGGUCAUCCCCGAGACCAAGGGCAGAACGUUCGUGGAGAUCAACCACAGCUUUGCCAGAAGGAACGGAGUGGAGAUUCCAGAGCAGACGGGGGACCUCGCCGAGGGGACGCCGCUCUGA
Messenger RNA from Perognathus longimembris pacificus (Pacific pocket mouse), 1680 nucleotides. RefSeq names its product solute carrier family 2 member 7 (gene Slc2a7). NCBI's taxonomy places the organism in Eukaryota, Metazoa, Chordata, Mammalia, Rodentia, Heteromyidae. Gene Ontology annotation, cellular component: membrane. Gene Ontology annotation, biological process: monosaccharide transmembrane transport. The transcript has 13 exons. Gene Ontology annotation, molecular function: hexose transmembrane transporter activity. The record is from RefSeq and is a predicted model, not a curated record. Bases 1 to 1680 code for a protein of 559 amino acids.